Carassius carassius (crucian carp) is the source of this 1829-nucleotide messenger RNA. RefSeq names its product piggyBac transposable element-derived protein 4-like. Lineage: Eukaryota; Metazoa; Chordata; Actinopteri; Cypriniformes; Cyprinidae. The coding region runs from base 6 to 1751 and encodes 581 amino acids. The record is from RefSeq and is a predicted model, not a curated record. The transcript is spliced from 2 exons.
GCAGAAUGGAAGAGGAAAGGGAUCUGGAUGGAGAAGCUGAGCUGGAGCUGGAACUCUUUGAUGAAGUUUCUGAAACAGAGGACAAUACAGAGUUCGACCCAGACUACCACUCUACUGAUGGAGAAGAGUCAGAGGAAGAGUCAGCGGUCACUGCUGACAUGGAGGCAGCUUAUCAGUCCAAAAACGGAAAAAUAUUGUGGACUCCAUCACCUCUUCCUCAGAAACAACAAGUGAGAUUUCCAGCUCAUCAUAUCAAAAGGACCCCUGGACCAACCAGGCUGGCAUAUGUCAAUGCUGAAGACAUACGAUCAACAUUUGAAUUGUUUUUUCCAGAUGAUAUUAAACAGAUUUUGAUUGAAAUGACCAAUUUAGAGGGGAAACGUGUAUUUCGUGAUACCUGGAAGGACCUGGACUGGACAGACUUGCAGGCCUUUUUUGGUCUGUUGAUUCUGGCAGGUGUGUAUCGAUCCCACCAUGAGGCCAUAAGUAGCUUAUGGCACGGUGUAUCAGGGAGGGCAAUUUUUCGUGCUACCAUGUCACUGAAAAUUUUCAGCAAUUUGUCAAGGGUCUUCUGCUUUUACAAAAGGGACAGAGAACGUAACCAACAGAAAAGUGACAAGCUGGCACCAGUAAGGGACAUCUGGGAUAAAUGGGUUGAACGCCUGUCACUCUUGUACAAUCCUGGCCCAAACAUCACUGUGGACGAGUGCCUGGUCCGUUUCAGAGGACACUGUCCCUUCAAACAAUACAUGCCGAGAAAACCGGGCAAGUAUGGCAUUAAAAUCUGGGCAGCAUGCGAUUCCAGCUCGAGCUAUGCGUGGAACCUGCAGAUCUACUCUGGCAAAGCUGUCGACGGCAAGUCAGAAAAGAACCAAGGAAUGCGAGUGGUCCUGGACAUGACAGAUGGUCUAGAGGGACACACCAUCACGUGUGACAACUUUUUCACCUCGUAUGGCCUCGGUGAGGAGCUGCUCCGAAGGAAAAUGACCAUGAUCGGAACAGUCAGAUCAAACAAACCUGAGCUUCCACCUGCGCUCCUGUCCAUGAAGGACAGGGCCCGAUUAUCAUCCAUGUUCGCCUUCACUGAUACACACACUCUUGUGUCCUACUGUCCCAGAAAAAAUAAAAAUGUGCUGUUGAUGAGCACUUUUCACAGAGAUGCCAAAGUAAGUGAUAAAGAUCACAAGAAGCCAGAGAUAAUCCUAGACUACAACCAGACCAAAGGUGGAGUUGACAACUUCGACAAGGUUGUUGCCACUUACACCUGCCAAAGAAAGACAGCUCGUUGGCCAAUGGUGAUUUUCUUCAACAUGUUGGAUGUCUCAGCCUACAAUUCAUUUGUACUGUGGACGAAGAUAAAUCCCUCAUGGAACAAAGGGAAUUGCUCAAGAAGGAGGCUCUUCCUGGAAGAACUAGGGGUAGCUCUGGUUGGUCCCUACAUGAAAAGACGGCAUUACGUUCCCCGCUCACCAGCUUCUCAGAAUAUGUUGGUACAAGCACAAGCAUGCUCUUCAGAAAAAGACGUCCUUCUGCUAGCCUCCAAAUAUAAGGUGAUGGAAGCACGAGCAUGCUUCACAGCCAAAAAACCCAGCUCCUCCCCAGUAUCAAGCCCCAGCAAGAGGAAAAGGUGUCAGGUCUGUGAAUCAAAGAAGAGCACAAAAACCAGUGUGAUGUGUAGUCGGUGUAACAUGUACAUUUGCAGGUCGCACGCUAUUACAACUUCUUAUUGUUAUGCAUGCAAGAAGGUUUAGACUUAAGGCCCUGAUAUACUUCAAACGAAAUCAAAGAACGAACUGAUGACGUCAUUUUGAACAAAAUCAGGCUGAAAC